This is a messenger RNA of Didymodactylos carnosus, 963 nucleotides long. NCBI's taxonomy places the organism in Eukaryota, Metazoa, Rotifera, Eurotatoria, Philodinida, Philodinidae. The record is from the annotation of a GenBank genome assembly.
AUGUCAUCUAAAGCUGCAAGUAAGCAACAACAACAAACAAAGACAUCAUCAACAUCAAAUGAUGAGAAUCAAACAAAAGGAGUUAGUAUUGUUCUAAUUGGUGCUCCUGGUUCAGGUAAAGGUACACAAGGUAGUAAAUUACAUGAACAUUAUAAAAUAUGUCAAAUUUCUACCGGUGAUCUUCUACGUCAUGCUACAAAAGAUAAAGAAUCGGAUGUUGGAAAACAAAUUAAAAAAACAAUGGAUUCUGGUGGUUUAGUAGAUGAUAAUAUUGUGAUGAAAUUAAUUAAUCUCAAUCUGGAUAAACCAGAAUGUAAAAAUGGCUUUUUAUUUGAUGGAUUUCCACGAACAAUUUAUCAAGGUGAACAAUUAGAAGAACUAUUAGAAUCAAGAAGACAGAGAAUUGAUGCUGUGAUUGAAUAUGGUAUUGAAGAUGAUAUACUAAAACGUCGUAUACUUGGCCGUCUAAUUCACAAACCAUCUGGUCGAACUUAUCAUGAAGAAUUCAAUCCACCUAAAGAGAACAUGAAAGAUGAUGUCACCGGUGAGCAAUUAGAUCGUCGUUCAGAUGAUACAACCGAAACGUUGAAUGCCCGUUUAUCAACAUAUCAUAAACAAACAACACCCUUGAUCGAUUUUUAUCAACAACGUAAUAUUCAUAAGCGUAUUGAUGCCACAAAAAGUGUCAAAGAUGUUUAUAAAGAAUCUCUCAAUGUUAUUGAACAUUUACGAAAUCAUCCAACGUAUAAGCCUGUUAAUGCAAGCCCAUUAGCAGAUCAUACAACAACAGCAACAUUAGAUAAUCAACUAGAAACAAAAAUUAAACAUGAUAACAAUUUUGUUAACGUGAAAACACAACCAAUUUCGGGCAAAUCGAAUAUACCAGUCGAUGAUUUGAACAAAGAUUUUUUGUUGAUUUAUAAAUCGGUAACUAGUGUAUUGCGUGAUAGAGGAUUAAUUUAA